Molecule: messenger RNA, 405 nt
Organism: Rotaria sp. Silwood1
Lineage: Eukaryota; Metazoa; Rotifera; Eurotatoria; Philodinida; Philodinidae
Source: the annotation of a GenBank genome assembly
AUGCAUGCAUCAAAUAAUGGACAUGCUUUUACAAAAACGGAUUGGGAACGAGUAGCUGCGAUUGCCAAUGGUAAUGUCGACGUUAAUUCAGUUGGACAAUUUGGUGUUGGUUUCUUUUCGGUUUUUGCUUAUUCAGAUCAACCAAUAAUUACUUCAGGAAAAGAAUAUAUGACAUUCGUUUGGCGAGAUGAUCAUACAUUGAUGACUUAUCGUCGAGCAUUGCCUGUCGAAGAGCGAUCUCACUUGACUUCGAUCAUUCUUCAAAUGCGAAGUCCAUUAAUAGUACAGAUGAGUUCGAAUCUAGAUGGUAAACAUAAAACGGAGUUAUCUAAGACAAAGAAAACUAAUUUACAGAAAAAAACAGUGUCAAUACAUAAAAUCAUUCCAAAACUUGAUCUAGAAUAA